GUGUUUUAAAUUAAUAUAUCAUAAAUGAACUUUAUUUUUUAAUUUGGCAUAAUGAAGAUACAUUUCUCAGUGUUUUGUAUUCUUUAUGUAUUUAAUUUUAUUUAUGCCGUUACCAGAGCCGCUGAAAAUAAAAAGUCAAGUGCACAAAGCAAUGAGUCUUGUCUGAGCCGCGUCGCUGCAUGUGAAGCAAAUCCGAGCAACGCAAAUCGACCCGUCUGCGGAACAAACAGGCGUAAUUACCCUUCAAAGUGUCACUUAUUGAAGGCCCAGUGUGCUGGUGAACUGACGGGUAUAGCUCAUAGGGGCCCGUGUGUGGAGGGUCAGUCAUCUUGUCUAUCAGUGCUACGGUACGCGUUAAACGCACAAGGCGCUCGAAAGGCCACUUUUGUACCGCGAUGUCGCGCUGAUGGCACUUAUGCGGCAGUGCAAUGCGCCGCCGGGGCUGCCUCAGGAUGCUGGUGCGUGACUCCAGACGGAAAACCCUUACCUGAUACAUCUGUAAGGAACGGUAGACCAGAUUGCACCAGGACUGGUAAAUCGCAGACCAAGCGACGAUCAUCAGUUCGUGGACAACGCAACAAGCGAAGUUGUACUCGAGCCGAUCGGUCGCAAUUCAAUUCGAAUCUCAUCAAAAUCUUCAGCGGGGAGUUUGAGAGGACCAGGUCUGACCAAAGAGCUGUCAACGCUGAACCAAGAGCAGUCGCAGAUUGGAAGUUCAGAGAACUGGACAAGGAUCGAAGCGACACACUGCAGAAGUCGGAGUAUCGAGGGUUGAGACGGCUGAUUAAAAAGGUGGUGAAGCCGAAGCGAUGCGCUCGCGCCUGGGCUCGUGGCUGCGAUGGCGACGGGAACGGAGAGAUCGCCCGAGCUGAGUGGGCUAAUUGUCUCCUGUCUACACCAGAGCCGCCGGCACCGGACUUCUCUCUUCGUUUCUUCAUGUCGUUGAAUGCAGACGACGACAGCGCGCCAGAGCCUGAACCAGAUUACAAUGAGGAGGAGCCACCGCCCGACUCCAGCGCAGCGGUUUUACCGGGAAUCAUGAGGAAUUCUUUUGCUCCGGAAGGCUCAGUGACCAGAGAAGACGAAGCCAAUGACUGUCUCACAGACAGACAAGCAGUCUUAGAUGAGCAGAAAGCGGGCAGCGCGCCGCUAUACGUGCCAGAGUGCAUGGGGGAUGGGCGGUAUGCUCGCGCUCAAUGCUACCGCUCCACCGGGUACUGUUGGUGCGUGCAUCAGGACACCGGGAAGCCCAUACCAGGAUCCUCGGUGAAAGACAGAAAACCAGACUGCGACGCGGCGCCGCAACACGCUAGCCCUAUGAGAGGCUGUCCGGAACCAAUGAAAACCCAUUUCCUCCGUGAGUUGCUGCGCUUCUUCAUAUCCAAGAUGACCACAUCAAUCAACGGCACCGGUCCAGGGGACAUGGUGAAAUGGGGCGCAUCUAAGGAAGAACAGGCGGCCACGUGGAGUUACGUGAUGUUAGACAAGGACAAAAACAAAGCGUUGGAAAGGCGGGAAUGGAAGUCUUUCCAUCAGAUGAUAUCGAGCGUGGAACAUUUGAGGCGGUGCGGGCGAAAACUACCGAGAUAUUGCGACGUGAACCACGAUUCUAAAAUUAGUAUCACCGAAUGGAUGGCCUGCCUGGAAGUGACUCAGGGGUCCCAAGGUCCGACAACGGAGACGGCGAAAGCAUUGACCAAUCCAAGGAGAAAGGGGCCUAAUCCACUCGAAUCUAUACUCAAAGCGGACGACUAGUCUUUAACGUGGAAGUGUAUGUGCCUCGAAAAUUAUGGUCGUUUAUGAAAUGACCCAAAUAUAUUUUAUGACUUGAUUUAAUUUAGGUACAGUGCGGUCGCAAAGCAUAUAGAAAUUCGUUCAUUGACUCAUCCUUUGUUUUUUUACACUCGCGCUAAAAUCUCGUUUUUAUAAACAGAGACAGAAUAGCAAUAUUUUCGCGCGUGUGAAAAAGACAAUAGCGAUAGGCAGAAUUGUUGCGUGUAUCGCGACUGAAUAUUGUCCUAGAGUCUAGACAUUAGAGCAAUGAAUAGGCGUAAAGUCAAGACUCAAGAUGCAUUUAUCUUCAACCAAGUCCAAAAAGGCGUAAGUCUUUGCCAAUGGCUUGUGUCUAAUUCCCUUAAAUCUUAGGGACUGUUUUACCACUUAUUGAUAAGUGCCGGAUUGGCCAUAUCCACAGCUUAUCUGACAGAUAGAGUAUAAUAUAUGCAGAGUAUAUGAUAACUCUAUCUGUUAAGUAAGUUGUGGAUAGCCUAUCCGGCACAUACUCUAUCAUUGAAAUUGUAAAAAUGUAGAAUGCAACUUGACUAACAGCUGUUGUUAGCCAAUCUAUGCUAUUCAUAUUAUUCUAAGUCUAGGCAGCUGGUGUACACUGUACCACAUACGUGAACUGUAUUAUUGUCAUUGGAUGUAGCUUUUACAUUGUAAGGCAGUAUGUUAUUUUUCAUUCUUUUGUAUUUUCGGGACAUUACGAUUUAAUAGAGAUUAAAUUAAAAAUAGGAACAUCUUUAUUUAUUACGAAAUUAUACGCUUAUGGCGUAUAUCAAUUUACUUGUAAAUGCUGUUCAAAUAGUUGAACUGUUGAUUAAUAUUCAUAAUAAAAUAUACGCUAACGCUACUUGUUUCUAUGUACAGCUAUUACAACACGCACAAAUUAAGUUGGCAACCGGCUUUAAUUUCUUUUAGACGAGGUGUCUUGUUAACUUCUGCAUGUUAUACUUCUAAGUGGCCAAAAUUUUAAGGUAUCACUUAACUAUUCAGUAUUUUUAAUAUUUUGGGCUCGUUUUAGGUUGUAUUGUUACCAUUUUAACAGUUCAGCCUAUAUUAAUUUGAAAGCGAUAAUACUAGUCUUUCAUACUUUCGUUAACAAAUACCAGUGAUCAUAGAUUUUGUAACCUUAACAUACUUAAAUGUUAAACUUGAAUGAAAUUCUACAAGUAAUAUUUAAAUAAGUACGUAAGGUCAGUAUUAGGUGACAAAAUUGCCCAAAAAG
This is a messenger RNA of Aricia agestis (brown argus), 3007 nucleotides long. It is a transcript of the gene magu, whose product is annotated as SPARC-related modular calcium-binding protein 1. Bases 52 to 1755 code for a protein of 567 amino acids. Gene Ontology annotation, cellular component: basement membrane. Gene Ontology annotation, biological process: extracellular matrix organization. The transcript has 12 exons. The record is from RefSeq and is a predicted model, not a curated record. Lineage: Eukaryota; Metazoa; Arthropoda; Insecta; Lepidoptera; Lycaenidae. Gene Ontology annotation, molecular function: extracellular matrix binding; calcium ion binding; heparin binding.